This is a messenger RNA of Daktulosphaira vitifoliae (grape phylloxera), 1008 nucleotides long. RefSeq lists its product as uncharacterized. The transcript has a single exon. Bases 1 to 1008 code for a protein of 335 amino acids. The record is from RefSeq and is a predicted model, not a curated record. NCBI's taxonomy places the organism in Eukaryota, Metazoa, Arthropoda, Insecta, Hemiptera, Phylloxeridae.
AUGCCAGAAGGUUUGCCUUGGUUGUACGAUACGGCUCUUGGUUGGGUAAUUUCGGGCCCUUUGUCAAAGGAUGAUGAUCAUAGCGUUGUCGAGGUAUCCACCGUCUGUGCACUAGGAACAACCACUGCGUGGAUGAAUUCAGAACCAUUAAUCAGGCAGUCGAAACAUGAGGAGGAGUUAGCGUUUGAAAGAUAUUUUCAAGACACUCAUAGUCGAUUAGCGGAUGGGCGUUUUGUCGUUCGACUACCGUUUCGAAUAGAACCAUCACUGCUUGGGGGUUCAAUGAAUAUGGCUCUUAAGCCAUUCCUGACACUUGAGAAAAAAAUGUGUAAUAAUUCAGAGUUGGCAUCAGAGUAUAAAAAGUUUCUCAAGGAAUAUGAAGAGAUGGGCAACAUGUCGAAAAUAGAAGAUACCGUCGCAACACCCGGUACUUAUUAUUAUAUACCUCACCAUGUGGUGUAUAAAGAUUCAAGUAGCAUCACCAAGUUGCGAGUUGUUUUCGAUGCUUCUAUGAAAAUCACUACUGAUUAUUCUCUGGAUGAUAUUCUGAUGACCGGUCCUGUCGUGCAACAAGAGCUUUUCGAUAUAGUGCUGCGUUUCCGUUACUAUUUGUACGUGGUUACUGCAGAUGUUGCCAAGAUGUACCGUCAGGUCCUCGUCCAUGAGAAUGAUCGACAUUUUCAAAGAAUAUUAUGGCGCGAUGCACCUAACAAGCCUUUACAACAUUAUGUACUUAAUACUGUAACUUACUGGACGGUUCCCGCUUCGUUUUUAGCCACUAGAGUUCUUCAGGAGUUAGCACUUGGCAGCUCUACUAAAUAUCCUAAGGCAAGCUUAUCAAUACUACAAGACUUUUACAUGGAUGAUUACCUUAGCGGUGCUGACAGCAUGGAGGAUAUAAAGACCCUGUAUCAGGAGGUUUCUAAAAUAUUAGGAAAUGGUGGUAUGCACCUGCGUAAAUGGUGUUCAAAUGCUGAGGAAUUACUCUCACAACGACUGCUCCCGUAG